AAGGAAAAACGGAACAGGGGACCCACCAAAGGGCAAAGCCUCUCAAGCUUUCACCCAUGGGAGGAGCAGCUGGAGUUCCUGGACAGUGAACUUCCAAAAUUUUGGCGGAUUCUCCUCUGCUCAAUUCCCUCCUUCCUCGCCUCCUUCAUCGUCCCAAUUCGAUACCCUCCAAAAAAAAUCAAAUCUUUCCUCGAUUCGAAUUUGAAAUUCGACCCCUUUAAGUCCGAAAUCGAAUUGGGUACACUCCCACCACCUCCUCCUGCGGAACCCUAGGGGAAAAAUGAAGGCUUCCCUGAAGUUCCGGGAGGACCAGAAGCCGCUGAUCCGGGCCAAGGUCCCCCUCAGCAUCCUCGGCCUCCCCUUCCAGUCCGGCGUCGUCGCCGGCGAGCCCCGGGAGCUCGCCCUCAGCCUCGGCACCUCCUUCGACUCCGGCCCCGCCCUCCGCAUCUCCUACCGCCCCAACGACUCCGCCAACCCCUUCUCCCUCGUCGUCCGGACCGGCACCGGUCCGCUCGGCUCCCCGACCGCCAGCUCCAUGUCCAUGUCCGCCGAGUUCAACCUCGUCCACCGCGGGAGCCCCCGGUUCAUGCUCCACUUCCGCCCCGCCCUCGGGGACUUCUCCGUCAAGAAGCUGCAAUCCUCCGAGAGGCCCGCGAAGCCGGGGUUCUGGGGCGGCGGCGGCGGCGCUGGCGCCCGCACCGUCGCCGCGGAGGAGGAGGACGCCACGAUCGAGGUCGUGGAGGCGCCCGCCGCGGUGAACGGCGGGUUCUUGCCGGAGAACGUCACGUUCUUCGGGAAGAGGAUAACGGCCCUGACGCCGGACUCCCCGGCGGGGAUCUUGUCGGGGUUGCUGUCUGGAAUGGAGGUGGCGGCCAGGACUAGGGUGCCGGUGAGGAGGAACGCCGCCGUCAGCUUCCGUUGGGGGGUUAGGGUUCCGGUGGAGAUGGAGGGCGGGGGCGUUCGUCCCGGGUCGGGCUUUAAGCUGACGAAGAUUCCGUUCCUGGUGAUGAACAAGAUCGGGAUUGAGCACGUGGAGAGCACAGAUUCCAAGGCGGCUGCCAAGGCGGUCCCGGAGCCGAAAUUUGCAAGCGGCAUGGACGUGGCAGAGGCUUGCUUCUCGAUGAAGCACCAGCUGGAGAUGUUGCAAGCCGAGAAUGGGUCCCUGAAGAUGGCGAUAGAGGAUAUCCGGCAGGAGUUCUCGGGGAGGAAGUCGAGCUCGCCAGUGGUCGGGUCGGAUUCAAGCAAGUACAGGGAAUUCGAGAGGAAUGGAAACAAGCAUUCCAUCGGUAGACUGGAUAGUAGAGGCAAUGGGAAGAAACCAUCAAUGGAUUCAAGUGCUUAUUCUGGGAAAUCAAUGGAAGCGGAGGAGGAGUCGAAGAAGGCAUUCAAGGGAGCUUCUGGCCCUUGAAUUCGUCGACAUGUUUGGGAGUUUCUAGCGCCAAGGCGCUUUAUGGCUGUGGCAUGGAAGAUGAUAGGCUCAGUGAUUAUAUAUCUACAGUUUUCAGGAUUUUGUUCUUUUUGGAGAUGUCUAUGAAUUGGCUUUUAGCAUUUCUGUUUCCUGGGAAGUGUCUAUUGUAAAUGGGUUUAGAAUAAUGUUCUUUUUGGUUACUGAACUGGAUAGAUGUUUUUUGUUUAUUCAGGUUGCUUCUUCAUCAUUUGUUCAUGGGGAAUAAGUGGCAAUCACCCUUUUUUUUCCCGUAAGGAGUUGCAAUGUAUACAGAUGACGCACAAUCGCUACAUGAUCUGCAAUAUAUCUAUUUGUUAAGAAAGAA
Eucalyptus grandis is the source of this 1772-nucleotide messenger RNA. RefSeq lists its product as uncharacterized. Bases 281 to 1408 code for a protein of 375 amino acids. The transcript has a single exon. The record is from RefSeq and is a predicted model, not a curated record. Lineage: Eukaryota; Viridiplantae; Streptophyta; Magnoliopsida; Myrtales; Myrtaceae.